AUGGAUUAAGUCUAUGGAUAUGAUUGUUCAAGUAUGAUAAUAAAAUAUAAUUUCAAUUCAUCACAAAUUAUCUGUGCUUUAGCCUUGAAUAAUAUCCCAAGCAUUAGCCAAGUUAGCCCUAAUCUGACAUUUCCUAGUUCUAACUGCUAAAGUAUUAAAUCUGUUCCAAAUGGUGCUAUGUUUUAUGGGAUAGGAGGCGAUAGCUGUGACUAUACAUUUCCUAUAGUUUAUAAAUAUAAUAGCACUCCAUAUUAUGCUUAAAGAGUCUUCAUUUUCCCAGUUCAAUGGGUUUUUUAAUCUAAUAGUAGCUGUCCAACAAUAAAUGCUUCUAUUUCUGUUAAUAAUUUAGCUCCAAAAUCUACAAAUUUUCCUCCAUCUGCUUACCUUAGUCCUCAAAGUUUAUGUGAUUACUAUUCAAGUAACCUAGUUUUUGAUAAUCUUAAUCAAUUAGUUACUUAAAUUUCCUUCUAUCCUGGCUAGUAUACAAAAUAUAUUGAAUAGCUUUACAUAUUGAUAUUUAAGUGCCCUUUAGGUUGUAGUUCAUGUGAUAAUAGUAUGCUAAAUUGUCAAAGUUGUAUUGAUGGAUACUAUUUAGUAGGAAGUUCUUGCUUGAAGUGUGAUUUAAAUUGCUUAACUUGUGUGAAUUAUUCUAUUUAUUGUUUAUCAUGUCCAACUAACACAUACUUAUACACAGAUAACUCUUGCUAAUCAUGCUAAAACACUGGUGUCUACAUCAGUGGUGUUAAUUGUUUUAAUUGUGAUUAAACUUGCUUGAAUUGUAACGGCUCUUUACCAACUAAUUGCUUAACAUGUCCUGUUGGAAAAUAUUUACAUGAUGAUUAAUCAUCUAUAAUUCCUCCAUAAGUGAUGAUUCUAUGUAGUUGA
This is a messenger RNA of Tetrahymena thermophila SB210, 885 nucleotides long. Its product is annotated as zinc finger lsd1 subclass family protein. The record is from RefSeq and is a predicted model, not a curated record. The transcript has 5 exons. Lineage: Eukaryota; Ciliophora; Oligohymenophorea; Hymenostomatida; Tetrahymenidae.